ACUAUUUUAUUUUCCGUCAGUCGAUUGUCAACAUUCAGUACGAUCAGACUCAUUAGGUUAAUUUUAGUUACAAAGAUAUUAGUUUUAUUUUCCAAAAAAGUACAAUAUACAAAAUUUUAUCAACAAAAUGACAACUUUCAAGCAAGUUCCUCUCACAUGUGGUGGCCAUACUAGACCAGUCGUUCAUUUGGAUUUUAGUGACGUUACAAAAGACGGAUAUUACUCGAUUUCAGCCUGCAAAGAUGGCAAGCCUAUGUUGCGGCAAGGUGAAACAGGCGAUUGGAUCGGGACAUUUGAGGGGCAUAAGGGGGCUGUGUGGGGAGUAGCAUUAACACAGAAUGCUAACUUAGCCGCCAGCGGUGCUGCUGAUUUUUCAGCCAAGCUUUGGGAUGCGCAAUACGGUGAAGUGCUUCACACAUUUGAUCACGAGCACAUAGUGAAGAGCGUCAACUUCAAUUCCGAUGACACCCUGCUGCUCACAGCUAGCAACGAAAAACUCAUACGAGUUUUUGAUCUCAAUAAACCCGAAGCUGGAGCCCUGGAGAAAAUACCCGCGCACACAAACAGCAUCAGGCAUGCGGUGUUUCUCCACAACUCUCGCAUCGUUAGCGUGAGCGACGACCUAACUAUGCGCGUUUGGGACCGCACUAGUGGGCAGGAGGUGCAUAAAAUUGAAUUUCCAACCAUUCCAAAUAGCUUAGAACUGUCCAGAGAUGGGACAAUUUUAACCGUAGCUCAUGGUACAAAUGUGUCAUUCUACUCAACGGACACGAUGCGCAAAAUACGCGACUGCCAGGUCCCUACCAAGUGUUUCUCGGCGUCGCUCGCGCCCAACAGGGCGACUUUUGUCUGCGGGGGCGAAGAUCUGAAAGUGUAUAAGUUUGACUAUAACACUGGCGCUGAAUUAGAGUCAAACAAAGGCCACUUCGGGCCAGUCCACUGCGUGCGAUGGUCGCCCGACGGAGAGCUGUAUGCCACGGGUUCCGAAGACGGGACCGUGCGCCUCUGGCAGGGGACUCCCGGUCGUGUGUACGGGCUAUGGCGGCGGAGCAACGAGCACCAACCCAUGGCCAACGGGUUCAAGGAGGUCGCCGCCAACUGACACGCGUCCCACUCGCGACAGGACACUGAUCAGAGCGGGUGCAAGCCAAAUUGAUCCGUUGCGAUUAACGUCUGCGGCCGUCGACACUGGACAUCACAUUGUGUAUUUGGACUUAUGAGGGGGUAGCCUGAAAAAUCAAGACUUAAGUAUUCAAAAACGUCAACUGUGUUUGUGUUAUUUUUUUUGCAACACUAGUUUUUUAUACUCAAAAACAAUGUAUUUAUUGUAAAAAAGGAACUUAAUAGACUUGAUAUGCAACAAAUAAAGUGAUUUGUAAAUAUUGAA
Messenger RNA from Ostrinia furnacalis (Asian corn borer), 1387 nucleotides. It is a transcript of the gene wmd, whose product is annotated as serine-threonine kinase receptor-associated protein wmd. The transcript has 8 exons. The coding region runs from base 128 to 1102 and encodes 324 amino acids. NCBI's taxonomy places the organism in Eukaryota, Metazoa, Arthropoda, Insecta, Lepidoptera, Crambidae. Gene Ontology annotation, biological process: spliceosomal snRNP assembly. Gene Ontology annotation, cellular component: SMN complex. Gene Ontology annotation, molecular function: protein binding; RNA binding. The record is from RefSeq and is a predicted model, not a curated record.